UUAACGCCGAUAUGUGGAUACACCUGUACGAUACAAAACAAACAACGCAAGUGUAGUACUACUACUCACCUUUCGACAUGCCCUUCUUGAAAGCAACUUAGCGCAGCUUAACACGAAACAGAGGAAUUAGGAAAACUGUCGAAUAUCAUACGAAUUUAGCAUAGAAUUCCAAAUAGAUUCUCUAAAACAGUGAAAUGGCUUAAAUGAGAUAUAGGUAAAGGAGUUGAAAUGUGGAAAAACGGUGCUCUUAUUUUAUUUGGUCUGUGUUUUGUUGAAGCACAAAUUCAUCUUAUCGACUCAAGGUGCUAUCUGGCCGAAGGAGGUUCUGCAGAAAAUUUUCUCGCAAGUGAGGAUGCUGCAGUUGGAUCAGUUCUAGGUGUGCUGAGCAUAAAUGGAGAUCCAAAAAGCGAUAUAUCACUAUCUCUGCGUGAAAAGGAUUCGCCGGUCACUAUAGCUUCUCUGUCAAAGAAUAUAAUCUUGAGCAAACCGCUCGAUAAAGAAGGUUUAGAAGGACCAGCAUCAGUGUAUGUAAACGUUAUUUGUGACAGAAGAAUGAGCAAUGAUCCGAGCUUCCUCAUACCAGUCAACAUACGUGUUACAGAUGUAAACGAUAACUCUCCUGCAUGGGUUGGUGCACCUUACUUUGUUAACAUAUCUGAAGUAACAAUAGUUGGAACAAGAAUUUUGCAGGGUAUUCGAGCAAUCGAUAUGGAUCAACCUGGACCUUACUCUACGAUUGAGUAUCAAGUUUUACCAGGACCACAUUCUAAAUUUGUGGCCUUCAUUUCACCUCUGGAAGGAACUCUUGUAUUGAAGCAUGAACUGGAUUAUGAAACACUUAAAAAUCUCACCAUUGUACUACGUGCUCAAGAUCAGGGUGUUCCUCCGAAAUAUUCGGACACCACACUAACUAUUUUCGUAUUAGAUGCCGAUGAUCAAAAUCCAAAAUUCAAUCAAGAUGUUUACCAAGGAUCUUUCCAAGGGGAUUCCAUACCUUCAACAGUAAUAUUUCAUCCAGAAUCCAUUAGAGCAAUUGAUCAAGAUUCUGGAAUAAACGCUUCAUUAAUUUACUCGAUUGUUCCUUCAUCUCAAUCGACAUUUUUCACAAUUGAUCCCAAAACAGCCGUGCUGAGAAUAGCAAAACAUUUCAAUAGCUCGAAUACAGUAACGUUAGUAGUAAAAGCUACACAAUCAGAUAACGUAGAUCGGUACGCUUUGACUACAGUAAUACUGUCUCAACUGCAUUCUACUAACAAUGAGAAAGCAGCAUUUAUACGCUCUAGUUAUAGAGUAAAGAUAAAAGAAAAUUACAAUCCAGGUAGUACCGUAUUGAAUCUUGUUACAAAUAAUGUGGCAUGGAAUAAUAAUUUCCGAAUUUUAAACGAAUCAGAGUUAUAUUGGUUCUCAGUUGAUCAAAAUGGUGACAUAAAAUUGAACAGAUGGUUAGACUAUGAAACACAACCUAUCCAUAAAUUUACAGUACAGUUAAAUGAUGGAAGUAAUCAGGAUUUUACGGAAGUACUCAUUGAAGUUUUGGAUGUUAAUGAUUGGGAACCUCGAUUCAGGAAGCCACAUUAUAUUUUUGAAAUUAGGAACCUCACAAAGAUGUCAACUCCAUUUUUUAUAGGCAAAGUGGAAGCAGCCGAUGGAGACGUUAGAGAUAAAAUUACUUACGCAAUUCAAGGGGAGCAUGCAAAUUUAUUCUUUAUAAAUUCAAGCGGAAAUUUAUGGUUAAAGUAUAACAUUACUGAUAAGAAAAUAUUCAAACUCCAUCUCAUUGCAACGGACUCAGGAUUUCCACCAAAGUCAACAAGUGUUCCUCUUUCUAUUGAUUUCGAAGAUAUAAGUGAAUCGGCUUUGAAAUGGACGACUACCACCAUAAGCGCUUUGACGGCUGUAACCGUACUGUGUGUAUUAGCAACUCUUGCUGUACUCAUUUAUUUCUGCAGAUUGUCGGUCAAUAAGACAAAUAGGAAUGUUCCAAUGUUGAUAAGUAGAAGCAAAGCUUUGAAUAAAAGUUCAAAUAUAGGAAUCAUAACAGCUAACAACACCCGUGGAUCCAACAGUUCGAUAAGUGCAAGUGCAUCAACCAUCAUUGCUGCUAGCCUUGAGAGAGAUCAUGAUUCGUACACGACUACAAUAAGAGAUAUAGUUAAUCGGGCUCAGCAACAUAAUAAGCCGACAAUUCGCAGCAGCGACAUCGAGCAGGAUUCUUUGACGAAUUCUGAAAAUGGAUUUCAUUGCACGUUCCCCAGCAACCAAAAUAGUACGAGCUGGCACCAGAGGAGCUCAAUGCUGGGUGCAAAAGUAACAAGUGACAACGACGCCAGUAAUGGUGAGAAUAAGUUAACAGUAUAUUUUUAAUAAAUUUAAUAAAUGAUUAAACUGUUAGUUAAGAGCACCAACAACAAAAA
Ochlerotatus camptorhynchus is the source of this 2414-nucleotide messenger RNA. RefSeq names its product protocadherin Fat 4-like Cad96Ca (gene Cad96Cb). Gene Ontology annotation, cellular component: catenin complex; plasma membrane; adherens junction. The transcript is spliced from 7 exons. Lineage: Eukaryota; Metazoa; Arthropoda; Insecta; Diptera; Culicidae. Gene Ontology annotation, molecular function: cadherin binding; calcium ion binding. Gene Ontology annotation, biological process: cell morphogenesis; homophilic cell-cell adhesion; cell-cell junction assembly. The coding region runs from base 229 to 2364 and encodes 711 amino acids. The record is from RefSeq and is a predicted model, not a curated record.